Molecule: messenger RNA, 4995 nt
Organism: Scatophagus argus
Lineage: Eukaryota; Metazoa; Chordata; Actinopteri; Scatophagidae
Gene: arhgef6
Product: Rac/Cdc42 guanine nucleotide exchange factor (GEF) 6
Exons: 22
Coding region: 258-2579 (773 amino acids)
Molecular function (GO): protein binding; guanyl-nucleotide exchange factor activity
Source: RefSeq, a predicted model, not a curated record
AACACGUGUGAAGUUGCCAUCUGUCAGCAUGUGCUACUUGUCAGGGUCAAAAGACUUCAGUGUAUUGUUGAGGUCCCUAUUUGCCAGUAGGGGUGAUCAUCAGUUUUGCGUAUAGAAAGCGCGUCGUCCUUCCCCCACCGCCUCUUUUUUUUUUUGACUUGUAGCAGAAGUGCGGAUGUGAGUUACAUAUUGAUACGGAACAGGCCGCCAGUUUUUUUAAGCAAUGCAGGCUUAGGCAAUGAUCAUUUUGUGGAGCAAUGAAUCAAGAGGAGCAGACUGUAACGUGGUUAAUAUCACUAGGAGUGCUCAGCUCGCCUAAAAAGAAUAUAGCGGACCCGGAGGAGUUUCUGAAAACAUCGCUGAAGGAUGGGGUCGUCUUGUGCAAGCUCACGGAGCGGCUCAUACCUGGCUUCACUCCCAAGUAUUGUCAGGAUCCGAGAACUGAAUCCGACUGCAUUUCCAACAUCAGGGAGUUUUUAAGAGGAUGCUCGUCCUUGAAAGUAGAGGGGUUUGAACCAGAGUGGUUAUACACUGGUGAGAAUUUUGGCAAAGUACUGGCAACUUUGCUGGCAGUCAACUUUGCCACACAAGACUGUGCUGCUGAGAGGACAUGUUCUCAGUCCGGUGCUCCGUCUCCUAGUCAGUCGACAUCGUCUCACACGCUCUCCUCGGCCAAAUCCAAAGGCUCUCUGCGUAGACAAUCCAAAUCAGUGGAGAUGUCUGAGAACGGCGGAGGCGGGCAGCAGAUGGUGAAGGCCCGAUUCAACUUCAAGCAGAACAAUGAGGAUGAGCUGUCAUUUAGUAAAGGUGACAUGAUCCUUGUGACGCGGCAGGAAGAGGGAGGUUGGUGGGAGGGCACACUCAACGGCAAAACAGGCUGGUUCCCCAGUAACUACGUCCGGGAGAUCAAACCCUGCGAGAAGCCAGUGUCUCCUAAAGGAACUCAGCUCACCAAGAACUACUACAGCGUGGUGGUGCAGGAUAUCUUGGAACAUGAGCGGGAGUUUGUCAAAGAAUUACAAACAGUGCUGAGUUGUUAUCUACGAACCCUGCAAGCCAGUGACAAGCUGAGCAGUGCAGACAGCGCCACGCUGUGUGGAAACCUGGAGGAGAUCCUCACCUUUCAGCAGGGACUGUGCAUGGCUUUGGAGGACUGUAUCAAAGUGUCAGAGGGCCAGCAGCGAGUGGCGGGCUGCUAUUUAAACCUGAUGUGUCAGAUCAAGACUCUGUACCUGGCUUACUGUUCCAGCCACCCUUCAGCUGUUUCCAUCCUCACUGACCACAGCGAGGAGCUGGACAAGUUCAUGGAGAGCCAGGGAGCCACUGCUCCAGGGAUCCUGACCCUGACCACCAGUCUCAGUAAGCCCUUCAUGAGGCUUGACAAAUACCCCACCCUGCUGCAGGAGCUGGAGAGACAUGUGGAGGAGGCCCACCCAGACUAUGCUGACAUUAUAAAGGCAACAGCAGCAUUUAGAAACCUAGUGACGCAGUGCCAGGAUCUACGGAAGCGCAAGAACCUGGAGCUGCAGAUCUUGUCAGAACCAGUGCGAGCUUGGGAGGGAGAAAGCAUGAAGAGCCUGGGCCAUGUGGCCUACAUGUCUCAAGUCCACGUGAAAAAUGGGUCCAGUGAGGAGAAGGAGGAGCGCUAUCUAAUGCUGUUCCCCAAUGUGUUAGUCAUGCUGUCAGCCAGUCCCCGCAUGAGUGGCUUCAUUUAUCAGGGAAGAUUGCCACUAACAGGCACCACAGUAACAAGACAUGCAGAGGAUGCAGACAAUGCCCACUAUGCCUUUGACAUCACAGGAAGCAUGAUCGACCGCAUUACAGUGUUCUGCAGUAGUGCCCAGGAGUUACAGGAGUGGCUAGAGCACCUUCAGCCCUUUACAAAAGGAGGCAGCCCCGCAGGGACCAUCUCAAAGACUGUCGAAGGCAAGUCACUGAGUAUGGUUGGUACCCCGAGUCACCUGUCCCAUCUGGGCAGCCUCAGCGCUGUCAGCCGCGGCCCGCUGGAGCCGCCGAAGAUCAGCAAGCCUUGGUCGCUCAGCUGCCUGCGUCCGGCGCCCCCCCUCAAACCCUCUGCUGCACUGGGAUACAAAGAGAGGAUGUCUUAUAUCAUGAAGGACUCCAGCAAGAGCCCACGCCCCAUGAAGAAGUUCCUCCCAGGCAAUAGGAAGAAAGAGAGGAAGCCCUCUGAUGACGAGGUUCAAAUUAGGAAAAGCACGGCUGCUCUGGAGGAGGACGCUCAGAUACUGAGGGUGAUUGAGGCGUACUGCACGGGAGCCAGCCUGCACCAGACCACCACAGCGGUGCGGAAAGAGUGCAUCCCUCAGGUGCUCCUGCCAGAGGAAGAGAAGAUCAUUGUGGAAGAGAUGAAGAGCAACGGGCAGACGGUUAUUGAGGAAAAGAGUCUGGUUGAUGCUGUGUACGCUUUAAAGGAUGAGGUUCAUGAACUGAAAAAGGAGAACAAGUGGAUGAAGCAGUUCCUGGAGGAAGAGCAGAAGUCUCGCAAAGAGCUGGAGAGAGUUGUUCGAAAACUGGCCAAGCAGAAGAACGAUUGUGCCUGGGAUGACGGCGGCCACUGAACACAUCUGUACAAUCAUUAUCAUCCAAGUGCGGCUGUGUGUGUCUGUGUGUGUGUGUGUGUGUUGGGGGGGGGAUAAUGUGCACCUGUGAAGACAUUUAUGGCCGUAUGCUUGAGGAGGGACAGGAGGGGUCGUGUGUAUGUACUUGUGCAUCUGUCUGUAUCGCGUCUCCGUAUUUCAAUCACACAUAGCAGACGAUCAUGCAUGGAGUUCCUUUCGCUUGAAGUGCUGGAGCACGUGAGGCGAUUUGUCACAAAUCAAUCUGUCUUCCUGAUCAAACCUCACUGGAUGAGACCGCAGAUAUGCCUCAUCAUGAAGCAGCUCGGCUGAACGAAGACUGAUCAAGCAGGAUGUUAAUCAAACCGUAACGCCCCUCGGCAACCGGCACUGUGACCACUCCACAGCAAAUGGAACAAUUUUGGACAAGGACAAAACAAUUUCUCUACUGCUUCAGUUGGAAAAUAGAAAAGGAGUACAAAGCCAUCAAGUCCAGUUGGUGUCCUCCUGCAUGCACUUCUGUUACCAAGCUGACUUGUUCUCUUCCAUUCUCUUCAUAACUCAUUUUUGUCAUUUUCAUUGUCAAAUUCUUUUUUUUUUUGUUUUUUUUGGUACAAGGACUCGCAGAGGGGAAAUGGAUUGAUUGAGCCUGUGUACGUCGGUAACGUUGUAGACGUUCAUGUCACAGGAUUCCAGGCCGUUCUGUAGGCAUUUCAGCGAUUCAGACAGGCUAGUUCUUCAUGUACCAUUCAGUUCCAAAUGCAGCCCUUCACUGUUUAUUUAAAAACUGCAUGAAUGUACAGUGUUUCUACAGUAUAAAUUCUGCAUCAGAAAUGUGAUAAUCACAAUAUUCAGAUAUGUAGUCCAAAGCUGUCUGGGAUCAGCUGCAUAAUAGAAUAGAAAAGGCUUAGUUAUGUAACAUUUAUUACACAGGAUUACGCAAAUAACGACAAAGGUGUCACCCCUUUUAUUCUUACUAAAAUGUGUUCAAGUAAAACAAAUUACCUAGCCUAGCUUUAAUUUAAAAGUGUUCUUUAUUUAUUGUCACUUAAACAUUUAAUUGUGGUGUAAGCCUUAUAGAUAGAUACUUUUUGUUGCCUUUACAUUUGCCUGGAGUUUAUGGUUGUAUUAAACUACACUGAUGUUGAAAGGCACAAAAACAUCCUUGUUCUGGCCAAGGGAAAUAGACAUUUUUUUCAUCACAAAAGAGUGGAAAAAAAUGACUAUUUAAAUAAUAAGUCUGACUUUUCAGAGGGGUUUUUUUGUGGUCUCUAUGGCCUCCCAGCAGGUUCCCACAAAACUAAUGGAGACAGACUGAGGAAUUAAACAGAUUUAUUUGUGGGUGUAGAGUAGAGCUCAACUGUUCAAGUGCCUCCCAGAGGGGAUUAAAUGCACGAUUUAGAUUGAAAGUGUGACUGGUGGUUUUUCUGUUAUAUUUCAAUAAGAAUGGCUCAAGCUUGGUGGGUGAAAAAAAAACGUACGGGGCUUCGUGUGCUAUUUAAGAUGCGACCUCUUUAGAAGGACACGCAGCGGUACAUUUCCUCAUGAGGCUGACUGUGUGCACUGUCAACACUGUUAUCAACUCCUGCAGCAGUGGAUGCUAUUGAAAUGCAAUAAGUGACUGCUUUACUGACUGACUUCUGGGUUAGACCCAGCGCAGGGGGCCAGAUUUGGAGAAAUUGGAAUAAUGAUGAAUGAAUUAACGCAAUUUAUUAACCAAAAGGGGGCCGAGAUCACCAGUGGUCCAGCCACCACACAGUUAGGCUAUUCAUUAUUUUAUAUUUACCUUUUAUUUAAUCAAGUCACUCGCUAAUGAUGAUUGUUUAAAGGUCACUGACCAGGUCCCUGAUCUUCAUCACAACUGAUCCAAAAUGUAAUAAUGUUGUUAUACUGUACAAUCCCUGUUUGCGAAGUGCUAUUUUUGCCUGUAACUCUUUAUGGGAAGGUCAGAGCACUUUGCAGGGUACAAGGCAGCACAGGUAUAUCUGCAGGGCUGUGUUGCUCAACGACACUUCAGUAAGGAAAAACUGGAGCUGGAGCAGAUCUAUAUUUCCUAUUCCUAUUGGGAUGCUUACAGAGACUCUGCUUCCUCUUCACAUGUGUGACUUCGUCUCAUCAUACGUUUGCUGUUGAGAUUAACAUUGUUGCUGUUCCCUGUACUCAAAAUGUUUUUAUUAAUUACCACAUACUCUAGUUUUCAAUUCCCUAUAGCCUCAGUAAGCACUUACUGGUGUGAGGGGCGGGGGACUCCAGUUUAAUCUUGUUUAUCUUGUCUCCACACCUCUGUGUGUAUUGUUUUUGAAAGGUUGUUCUAUGCAAUUAUUGUUGUUGCAAGUAUUGUAAUGCUUUGUUUUUCUAGACACACUGUACUUUGUGUUUGGUAUGGUCAUUCUUUUAUUAAAAAUUUAAUAUAAUAUAA